GUCGUUUCCUCAAACAUGCCCGGUGAAGUUUGGUGGGAGGAGAGACAUACAUUGUAAUCCUCCGCCUGCGGUAGCAGUGCUGAGGCCGGUAGAGCCGCCAUUUUGAAUGUGAGGUUUGUCCCCCUCCCUCCGUUAAAGAGAGAAAAUUCCAGUUUCUUCCUGGUGUUAUUGAGGCUGAGGAUGCCAGCUCCGAUCAGGCUGCGGGAGCUCAUCCGGACCAUCCGGACCGCUCGCACCCAGGCGGAGGAGCGGGAAAUGAUCCAGAAAGAGUGCGCCUCCAUUCGGUCGUCUUUCAGAGAGGAGGACAACACGUACCGCUGUAGAAAUGUCGCUAAGCUCCUGUAUAUGCACAUGCUGGGCUACCCAGCGCACUUUGGACAGUUGGAGUGCCUAAAACUGAUUGCAUCUCAGAAGUUCACAGACAAGCGAAUAGGCUAUUUGGGAGCAAUGUUACUGUUAGAUGAGCGACAAGACGUCCAUCUACUAAUGACAAAUUGCAUCAAGAAUGAUUUAAGCCACAACACUCAGUAUGUCCAGGGCCUGGCCUUGUGCACGCUUGGCUGCAUGGGCUCAGCAGAGAUGUGUCGUGAUCUGGCUGGCGAGGUGGAGAAGCUUCUCAAAACAUCAAACUCUUAUCUAAGGAAAAAGGCUGCGCUCUGUGCGGUUCAUGUGAUCAGGAAGGUGCCAGAGUUGAUGGAGAUGUUCCUCCCAGCAACGAAAAACCUGCUGAGUGAGAAGAACCAUGGUGUUCUUCACACGUCCGUUGUUCUGCUCACAGAGAUGUGUGAACGGAGUCCAGACAUGCUCUCUCACUUUAGAAAGAAUGAGAAGCUGGUUCCGCAGCUGGUCAGAAUCCUGAAGAAUCUCAUAAUGUCGGGAUACUCCCCGGAGCACGACGUGUCGGGCAUCAGCGACCCUUUCCUGCAGGUGCGGAUAUUGAGGCUGCUCAGAAUUCUCGGCAGGAAUGACGACGACGGCAGUGAGGCAAUGAAUGACAUCCUUGCACAGGUCGCAACCAACACAGAGACGAGUAAAAACGUAGGCAAUGCAAUCCUUUACGAAACAGUCCUUACCAUAAUGGACAUCAAAUCAGAAAGUGGACUGAGGGUCCUAGCAAUUAACAUCUUGGGGCGCUUCCUGUUGAAUAACGACAAAAAUAUUAGAUACGUGGCCCUGACAUCACUGCUGAAGACGGUACAGACAGAUCACAAUGCGGUGCAGAGACACAGGAGCACCAUUGUGGACUGUUUGAAAGACCUGGAUGUGUCAAUAAAGAGGCGAGCCAUGGAGCUCAGCUUCGCUCUUGUGAACGGGAACAACAUUCGCGGGAUGAUGAAGGAGCUGCUCUACUUCCUGGACUCCUGUGACCCAGAAUUCAAAGCAGACUGUGCAUCCGGAAUCUUCCUUGCUGCGGAGAAGUACGCACCUUCGAAAAGAUGGCACAUAGACACGGUCAUGAGGGUCCUGACAACGGCAGGGAGCUAUGUGAGAGAUGACUCCGUUCCCAACCUCAUCCAGCUGAUCACCAACAGCAUGGAGAUGCAUGCGUACACCGUGCAGAGACUCUACAAGGCCCUGCUGGAUGACGUCUCCCAGCAACCGCUGGUGCAGGUUGGCUCUUGGUGCAUUGGAGAGUAUGGAGACCUGCUGGUGUCAGGACAGUGUGAGGAGGAGGAGCCUAUCCAGGUUACGGAGGAUGAAGUCCUGGAUGUUUUGGAAGGUCUUCUGGCGUCCAGCUUGUCCUCCACGGUGACUCGGGGAUACGCCCUAACUGCGAUCAUGAAGCUGUCCACACGCUUCAGCGGUGUUAAUCGAAUCAAGAAGGUUGUGUCAGUGUAUGGCAGCAGCAUAGAUGUGGAGCUGCAGCAACGAGCGGUUGAAUACAAUGCCCUGUUCAAGAAGUACGAUCACAUGAGGUCUGCCUUACUUGAGAGAAUGCCCAUCAUGGAGAAGACCACCGCCAAUGGUCCCACAGAAGCGGCGCAGACCAAUGGGGAGGUGGAGCCCUCAGCACUGGACUCAAAAAGCUUGCCCAGUGUCCCACAGCCCACUGGCCAGGUUAAUGAUCUAUUAGAUCUCCUCGGAGGGAAUGAUGUAGUGCCUGUGAUCCAGACGGCCCCGCCCACAAAGCCUGUCUCUGCUGGAGGAGAGCUGUUAGACCUGCUGGGGGAUCUGUCUCUGUCAGGGGGUCCAGCCCCUCCCCCUGUGGCUGCCCCGCCCAUGUCUGUUUCCCAGCCUGCCUUCCUGCUGGACGGCCUCUCCUCACAGACCCUGUUUAAUGACGUAGCUGCAGGUAUUCCACCGAUGACAGCUUACAAUAAGAAUGGCUUAAUAAUAGAGUUCACGUUUGAAAGGUCCAAUCUGAAUCCAAAUAUUACUGUUAUCACCAAUCAUGCCUCCAACAGCACUGAGGCAGAGAUGACCGAGUUCGUGUUCCAGGCCGCAGUACCAAAGACUUUCCAGCUGCAGCUCCUCUCUCCCAGCAGUAACGUCGUCCCCGCACUCAAGCAGGGCACUGUCACACAGGUCAUUAAAGUGCUCAACCCCCAGAAGCAACAACUGCGAAUGAGGGUCAAGCUGACAUACACCCACAAAGGGUCUGCUGUGCAAGACCUGGCUGAGGUCAACAACUUCCCUGCUCAGGCCUGGCAGUAAUGGGCUGCCUGCCUCCGUGCUCUUAAAGACCCUGCCACAGGAGCUGUGGGACAGGGCCUCUAACCGAACGGCUGGCCCCCACUGCGGACUUACCCCCCCAGGGCAGCGGUGGGGAGACAGUGGACAUCUCACAUACCACAGUGCUGAUGAAGGUCUGACCAUGACACAAAGACAGCAUCAAAACAAAAGCAUCCAUCACAUAUCGGUUUAAUACGUCUGAUGGGUUUCACCUACAUCUGCAAAGAUGUCUGCUUCCAUAGGCACUACUGCUGUCCCAGUCCCUCAUACGCACACACUGAACUGUCCGCCACCCCUCCCUCCCACACACAUCGUCAUGGACAUUCACCCUUUGGGUGACUGUGGUAAGCUGCCCCUUGAUUUAAGCUGUCGUCCUGGUUAAAUCAACCUUUGUGUUCUGUAUUUUUUUUUAUUGGAAUCUGUAGUCAACGGUUACGAUGAUUUGACCUUUUUGAACUGCAACUGAAGUUAAUGAAUUUUGCACUUUAAUCUCUCUCUGAGUCUGUGCACCAUGCAGAAUUAAGAAAGUACUAUUUCCUGAUUGGGCUGGAAUCUGUUUGGGUGUUCUGGAAUUUCAUCAUUUUUCCACUUUGGUGUCUCAAGAUCUUAACUUAUUUUGUUUAAUAAAGAUUAUCAGCCUUUUGGUCAAAGCACAGGUUCUUUGGUCCCAAUACAGUUUUUCUUGUUAAGGGUUGUGGUUCUGAAGGAUCCAAGGACCGAAAUGCACUUUUGCUGAAUUUGCCCUGCGCAGAUUCCUGCAGCUACGUUGGAGAUUUCAGUGAAUUUAAAAAACAUUUUUUGCGUGUGGGUUUCUGAUGCUACAUUCUUGUAGUAAUGACACCCUUUCAGCUUUAUUCACUUGUUGAGGGAUUCAGUCUUUCUUCAGUGAAGUGUAAGUUAUGACUUUUCUUUGCAAAUUGCUUUUUGGUAUAAAGCUAAAAUGUUUUUGACCCCUUGGAGAACAAAGCUGAAGGGAUUUACUUGGGUUGAGAUUGAGCACAUCUUUAUUCUUGGAAGAGAAUGAAAGAAUCUGCUUUUCCUGGUGGUAUACAUGGUAAAUGUUGGAGGCUAGCUGGCAAAACUUUUCAUUCAGUGGGAAUGCCCAAAGGCACAAUCAUUAUAAGAUUGAUUUCAAUUUUUGUCAUCCAUUUUUAAUUUCAGCUGAAACCAGAAAAAGGUAAUUAAUACAGCAGAUUGGAAGAGCGCUAUAUUUGAGAUUUGUGUCACUUGUUUGGUUUGCUAUUUAGACUGAAUCAUUUUCUUCAGAAGAGGAUAGUUUUCUAAUUUCAAAUAAAUGGACUGAAGCCACGAUAAAUUGUAACAUUUAAAGUUUGAAAUGAUACUGUAUGCUGAUUAUGGGUCUCUAAAGACUAUGUAAAUUUAAGAACUCUGUGCCCACUAGUUGCUAUGUUCUUCAUGCCAUAAUUAACUAGCUGCAGCUGUACUGCACUAUCACAUUACUUUUUAAUGAACUCUGUAAAGACACCUACCUUAAAUGGUUGAGAGUCCCCUUCACCAAAAUACCUUUUUUUAUCAGUUUGUAUUGGUAGCCUUGAAUGUAGUCCUACGCACCAAACAGCUUUCUGUGUUUUUUUAUCUCUUAAACUUUUAUCUUAACCCUCUCUCAUCCUGUUCUUUUUUUCUUUUUUUUUGGAAGGAAACAUUUUAAUGUAUUUUUUGUUUGUUUCUGUUUUCAAUUUGUGGGCACGUAGUUGAUUUCUUGUCAGUCCACAGUCAUUCAUAUCCUAGAAAUGCCUAAUCUAAAGUAAUGUGCCUUUUGCCAUUCUGUAAACAGAAUCCGGAGUAGACCUGUCUUAGGUAUGGUCACUGUAGAUGUCAGGUCAUUGUGAGUCCAGAUUCAGAGAUUAUGUCCCGACUUUUGAGGUUGUGAGAGGAAGGAUGUAAGUCGUAAGACUUUGACCACUGCUUUUACAUCUGCUUAUAAACUUGCAGUUUAGGACGUGUUCAACUGCUUUUCAAAAUCCCAUAUCAGAAUGAAUGUGGAUUCCUUGGCUGCGAGACAUCUCCAAAUUACAAUACAAACUGAGCUAAUGGAAACAGACAGUGCACCGCAAUGUUGUCUCUCUUCUGUGAAUUCCAUAAAUGUACCUGCGCAGUGAGCACUACAUCGUGUCGUUUUCCUGACCGCAUCUAUCAAAUGUUUCCGGCAUCAGUGUGAAACCCUUUUACAUGCACUGCAUGUACAGAAGCACCUUUUUUGUAGGAUUUUUUUACUUUCCUAUUUCUUUGCUAACAUCUAACUUUCGUGACCAAAUAGAUGUAACUUUGCUUUGGAAAUGAAAUCUCUCUCCAAUUCUGUUUCUGCAGAGACAUGACUUAUCCAUUAGUUUUUUGUUUUGUUUGUGUUGAGUGAAUGAUUGGGUGCACUCUCUGCUUUUUCUGUAUAUGGUGAGUGUUUUUAGAUGCGUACAUCUCCCAUCACCCAUCCCCCAUCCCCCAUCCCUUUUUAAAUACAGUUUUCUAAGACUGUUCCAGUGAGGCACUAGCUGUAUACUCUCUGAAAUUGCUCUUAGUCAACAUCUUGAUAGCCUAAUUAAAUGGCUUUCCCUUUUCCUGUGUACAUUAAAAACUAAAUUAUAGUAUCUGCUGCCUGUAUGAUGUAUAUAAUUGUAAAAGGAUACAUAAAAUAAAAUGAGAAAUAUUAAAAAACAGACCUGGUUAAAGAUUAGUAAGGGAAAGCAAAUGUGUAUGCGUGUCCAUGUGGGAAAGGUUUGAGUGUUUUAAGCACUGAUGGGUAUAAAAAAUGUUUACAGAUGAGUACACAGCAUAGUAAUGUUCAAAGACAAGACACCCAUUAGCCAGCGAUUCAUAUGUUCAUGCUGAAAAGAGAACAUGUCCCAUCCCACAAUGUCAUAAGUUGUCCACAGUGUGGCCAAAACUAAUGGAAUACAAUUAGAAUGUAAUCUGGCCUGCAGGAUCGUUAAUAUUACAUUUGUACAUGUGGCUUUUUCUGAGGGUAAGUUGAGUUGUCUUCUUCAUGGCUUUUUCUUUAUAACAGUUUUCUGAUGUUUUUUUUUUUUUUUUUUGGAAUUUGGUGAUAUUUAUUUACUAAUUUAUUUUGACCUUUGGACAUUCAAAUUAAAUUGUAAUGGGUUCAUUGGACAAAAUGUUAGCCAUUAUCUUUUGGUAAAAUGUUCUCCCUGUAUAACCAAAUUCCUUAAGUACAGUGAAGAAUUAAAAUUUCCCAGGUAUCACUGAUGAUUUAGCCAAGAAUAUAAUGAAUCAUGUGCUUUUUGUCAGUCAGCUGGAUGACUCCGCAUUGGUUGUUCAAAAAACCCAAAAAUCUUCCCUUUGCUUCAUUAAAUAAUAUCAUUCACUUUG
This is a messenger RNA of Anguilla anguilla (European eel), 6015 nucleotides long. RefSeq names its product adaptor related protein complex 1 subunit gamma 1 (gene ap1g1). The coding region runs from base 181 to 2655 and encodes 824 amino acids. Gene Ontology annotation, cellular component: membrane coat; Golgi apparatus; AP-1 adaptor complex. The record is from RefSeq and is a predicted model, not a curated record. Gene Ontology annotation, biological process: intracellular protein transport; receptor-mediated endocytosis; Golgi to vacuole transport. The transcript is spliced from 24 exons. Lineage: Eukaryota; Metazoa; Chordata; Actinopteri; Anguilliformes; Anguillidae. Gene Ontology annotation, molecular function: clathrin-cargo adaptor activity.